AUUCUAUCCGAAAAUGUUUUCAAACAGACAACAAUUAUUAGACAUUCAUGAAUAAAUGCACCGCUGUUUCUAAGGAACACCUAAAAUUAGCUGAAUUGAAACCACUACCACUUCGCGCCAAAUUCAAAUUCCCUUGCACGUACAUCCCGCAACUUGAAGUAUCCAAGGAAACCAACGAGCUCCCACAGCAAACCAUGUUGACCAAAAAGGAGAAACUGCUCAUUCGACCGUGGCAGAUGCAGCGCUAUUACAACCAUCGCAUCAAGGUGGAAACGGCAGUUCCGGCUAUCGAUUUCCAUCCGCCUCCGGCUCGAGCGCACAUCACGCAGAAGUUGAAAAAGCUACAGAAGGAACGCGAGCGAACCGAAAAGAUAGAACGGGACAACAUACGCCUACUGCAACGUUUGGGGGCGAUCAUGAGCAAGAAACGAUUGGAUAACAUUUGGACACACGCUAGACCUAAUUUCCUGAGUCGCGAGUAUAUCUACCCAAUACGUCCGAAAACGACAGGAUCAACAUCCAUUGACCAGGGCCGUCGCCGAGCAUCGAUUAGGCCGCUGGAUGAAACCGGCGCUGAGUCAGAAACUCCCGAAGAACCUUCAGGGCGACCCAUUCGUUGUAGCGCUUGCAGCAAUCGAACUAUUUACAAACCCAAUAAAGUCGUUCCGGAGGACCGAAUGCCUUGGGCGCCCCAAAGAACAACCACCAACCGGAAGCUGCUCAACGAAGCAGAAUCUGAGCCACAUGUAUGCUGUCGAUUCUGUUGUUGCAAAUAAAGCUUGCAUUCCGGAAAAAUGUUUCUUUUGAAAGUAACCCUGCUGGGAAAAACAUGGAGCAACAGUUUCUACGCGGACAUGCGCUACAUUUUUGUAACGUUUUAACCCCUACGGCCAUUCACGUCUGAUGCGCUAUAUUAAAACUAAUA
Messenger RNA from Armigeres subalbatus, 925 nucleotides. RefSeq lists its product as uncharacterized. Lineage: Eukaryota; Metazoa; Arthropoda; Insecta; Diptera; Culicidae. The transcript has 3 exons. The record is from RefSeq and is a predicted model, not a curated record. The coding region runs from base 48 to 776 and encodes 242 amino acids.